Rhizophagus irregularis DAOM 181602=DAOM 197198 is the source of this 1858-nucleotide messenger RNA. RefSeq lists its product as uncharacterized. Gene Ontology annotation, cellular component: GPI-anchor transamidase complex. Gene Ontology annotation, biological process: attachment of GPI anchor to protein. The record is from RefSeq and is a predicted model, not a curated record. Lineage: Eukaryota; Fungi; Glomeromycota; Glomeromycetes; Glomerales; Glomeraceae.
GUAUAGUACGAUACAUCUUUUUUGACUUUGUCACCCGGCAGGCACGUGAUGAAAUCGAUGAAAUUUUAAUUUACCAAUCAAACCAUUGAUCAUGAAUCACUGAUUUUGAAAGUUUCUCAUUAUGGAAGAAAAUAAUGAUAAAAUACGCCGUUUAAUUAUAGCAUCUUUUUAUAUUGUUAUUUUAUUUGGUUUACCUUUAUGGUGGAAAACUACUGAAGUAUAUCGAGCGCAACUACCUUUUGCUGAAAUUGAAGAGUGGUCAAAUUGGGAGGCAUUUGAUCUUGAGUUUCCAACACUCUUUAUAAUUUAUGUUGCUAGUGUUGAAUCAAGUACAAUUAAUUUUGCAAACUUAUCUUCAAAUUUGGAAAAUUCUAUUGCAUCAAGAUACAAUGUCGAUAAUUUUAAAGCAAGCAAUGAAAAAUAUCAAAAAUCGAUGCAAUUUCCAGUUAAAGUAAGAUCAUUAGAUUGGAAUAAUUGGAGAAAUGGCCUUCAAUAUGGAAAUCUUGAAAAAUUAAAUGUGGUAAGUGAAAAUGGACAAUAUAUACUUUACAUUUUGCCAAGUACAAAUUCAAAUCCAAAUACCAAAGUUUUGGUGGGAAAUCAAAGACAAGCAGUUAUAGAAAUAAAUCAAUGGGAUAUAAAAGUAAUUGAAAAAACAGUUUCUGAUCUCAUAGUUAGUUUGUUCAUGCCAGAACAAGCUGCGAUCAAAAAAUUUAUAAUGGAACCAUUAUCGAAUUCAAAGGUUGAAUUAGAUAGCAUGAGAACAAUGAAAUAUUCACCACAAUAUCAAGUAACAUUUAGUCUUAUGAAUGGAGAUCCUUCAGAUUUACUUGUAAAUUGGGAUAUAGAGGAGGCAGUAAAUAAAUACCUGCAACUGUUUGUUAAUAAAAUUUCCGUGAUUUCAAAUUUGACAGUAGAUUCGCAAAUUCAGCAUUAUGCAAGAUUAACAUUUGAGCCAUUUCAUAAAGCAGAUGAGAAUUAUUUUUAUUUGACACCGGAAUUGCUGCCUCAUUUCAUAAAUGCAGCUGAAUGGAAUCUUGCAUCUGCUGUAUCAUCAUAUCCAACACUGAACUUUAUUUUGUAUGUUCCUUCAAAAGAUCAAAGUCCAUUGUAUAUUCAAGAUUCUAAAGGUAAUAUUAUGGAAAGCAAUGCCUUUUUAAUACCAAGAUGGGGCGGAGUAAUUAUUAAAAACCCAGAUCGAUCUACUGGAGCCCAUAAUUUUUCACUUGAGGAAUUAAAAUCAAUCAUGUCAAUAUUUAUAACACAACUAAGAGGAUUAUUAGGCGUUCAUGAUGUUUGGACUGAAGCGAAGCAUGCCUUGGAUGUUACAACUAAUAUUGAAUUUGUUACACCUCCAAAUACAGCAGUCACAAUGUGGGAGUUUGACAGUUUAACAAGGAGACGUAUAGCGGAAAACAUUAUAACUUCGAUAACAACAUUAAAAUCAUUGUCGCAAUUAGUAACAGAAAUUCCAAAUAUGGUUGUAUUAGAUCAUAUUCAAACUGAGGUUUUUUUGGCAUUGGAUAACUUGGCAAAGUCCUGUGCAAAUUUGCAUAAUAAUCAAUAUAAUCUGGCAUUAUACCAUUCAAAAAAAGCAAUCGAACUUGCUGAAUCUGCAUUUUUUGAUCCUACAAUGGUAUCAAUGCUCUAUUUUCCAGAUGAACACAAAUAUGCUAUAUAUAUGCCUUUAUUUGUUCCAAUAUCUGUACCUUUACUUGUUGCACUUCAUAGAGAAAUUAAAAGUUUUAAAGAAAAUAAAAAAGCUAUUAAAUAGAAAUAUUUUGAUUAUUAAAUAUUUUAAAAUAUAAAAUAAAAAUAAUUAUAUUAUAAUUUUGUAUAAAAUUAUAUAAAAUUUGAU